Messenger RNA from Aspergillus sclerotioniger CBS 115572, 1203 nucleotides. RefSeq names its product cytochrome and DOMON domain-containing protein. The transcript has a single exon. Lineage: Eukaryota; Fungi; Ascomycota; Eurotiomycetes; Eurotiales; Aspergillaceae. The record is from RefSeq and is a predicted model, not a curated record. The annotation marks the transcript as partial.
AGCUCCAUAAUCUCCUUCUCCCCGCCAACCACCCUCACCACCAACUCAACCUCCCCAAACCCCAACCCAAACAUAACCUACAGCCUCACCAUCCCCAACACCACCACCCCCACCCACCCCGGCCCAAUCUACAUCCAAAUCACCGCCCCAACCACCAUCCAAUGGAUCGGACUCGGCCAAGGCUCCCAAAUGACCGACUCCAACAUGUUCAUCCUGUACACCUCCUCAUCCUCAAAAAUCACCCUCUCCCCCCGGUCUGGCCUCGGCCACUUCGAACCCCAAUACACCUCAGCUACCCAAAUCACCCUCCUCCCAGGGACCGGCAUCACCACCAACCAAGCCAACAUCACAACCAUGACAGCAAACUUCCGCUGCGACAACUGUCUCACCUGGCAAGACGGAACCGGAAGAAUGAGUCCCCUGGACCCUAACUUCCCAUUCAUCUGGGCGUAUAAAAUCGGGGUGCCGAUUGAUUCGGCGGCUUUGGACGCAGAUAUUUCCAUUCAUGAUUAUAUGGGGCAGAUACGUGUCGAUUUAACCAAGGCUUCCCUACCGGAGAGAUUCUACUCCGGGUCGAAUUCGACAACGGGGAAUUUAAACGAUACUACGAAUCCAUUCCUAGAUUAUAACCCCCUUACGGAUUCUCUACGUGUGGGGACGGAUACUCCCGAUACAGACACAGGGUCGAUGAUGGGUUCGCACAUACCCAAGAACAUGAAACAAGUGUUGAUAGCGCAUGCUACGCUAAUGGGCCUUGCUUUCGGGAUUUUGUUUCCCUUGGGGGCUGUUCUUAUGCCGAUUCCUAUUUCGUCACUGCCGGUGAGGAAAAUCUUCCUUCAUGCGGGUAUACAAUUGUUUGCGUUGGGAGUUACGUUGGCGGGGUUCGGAGCGGGAGUGUAUAUUGCUCAUGCGGCGGGUCAAUUAUCUAACCCGCAUCCUAUUAUCGGGAUUGUGGUUGUGGGGGUGUUGGUGUUGGUGCAGCCUGUUUUGGGGAUUGUUCAACAUCGCGAGUAUAAAAAGACCGGAAACCCUGGGGGAAAGGUUGGGGUGCUGCAUCGGUGGGUUGGUAGGGGGGUGGUUGUGUUAGGCAUGAUUAAUGGGGGCUUGGGGUUUCGGUUGGCCGGGGUGGGAGGGGGGUUUGCGCCGAAGGGAGCGGUGGUGGGGUAUUCGGUUGUGGUUGGGGUGGUUGGGGUGGGGUAUCUG